This is a messenger RNA of Cyclopterus lumpus (lumpfish), 1612 nucleotides long. RefSeq names its product 4-galactosyl-N-acetylglucosaminide 3-alpha-L-fucosyltransferase 9-like. Gene Ontology annotation, cellular component: membrane. Bases 178 to 1155 code for a protein of 325 amino acids. The record is from RefSeq and is a predicted model, not a curated record. Gene Ontology annotation, molecular function: alpha-(1->3)-fucosyltransferase activity. The transcript is spliced from 3 exons. Lineage: Eukaryota; Metazoa; Chordata; Actinopteri; Perciformes; Cyclopteridae.
GUGUAUUUGCUCAAACAAGAAACAUUAUUGUAUUGAACUUGUAUUGAGUACAUUUUUUUAACAUCUUUGAGACAACAAUAUCUGUUAGCAUAGACACAGUGUUGGAGCAGGAGUUGAGACUUUAUCAACUGGCCCAGCCUGAGCUUCUUUUUGUCCAACAAGCACACACGGUUUAAUAUGGCCUCUGUUUUAUAUGUUUUACGAGCCAUCCUGACGGCGAUUCUCCUGCUGGCUGGAAUCGUAGUGCUGGUUUUACAGUAUCUCCAGUCAUCUCCAGCUCCAACAUGUCAUCUUCCCCCGGCUCAUUCAGGACAGCUGAAGCAGGCGAACAGCUCUGGAGUGGAACAACAGACAUACAAGCCUAUAAUGCUGCUGUGGUUUUGGCCUGAAAACAAAAGAGCUAUUCAGGAUGACCUCUCCAACCUCCCCACCUCACCUAGAGCCAGAUUUCAGAGGUGGAUCUGGUUCAACACAGACUCACCAAACAACACGCGCAGGAUAGAAGGCAUAAAAAGCCUUUUUAACUUAACCUUGAGCUACAGGAAGGAUGCGGAUAUUCAAGUUCGCAGGCUACUUACUUUCAAGAAUUCAGAUGAAGAGUUCGUACUUCCCAAGAAGGAACGUUUGCUUUGUUGGUUUGUGGAUAGCGACAACCUCACCACAGAAUCAGGGGAGAGAUACAGCUACUACAGAGAGCUUAUAAACCACAUGAAGGUGGAUGUUUUUCACAGCUCUACCAAAGGGGAGAACUAUUUCCUGACCAUUAGCAGCUGCAAAUUCUACCUUUCCUUUGAGGAUUCAAUUCACAGAGAUUACAUUACAGAAACGUUCAAUGGACCUCUGUCAGUUGGCACUGUGCCGAUUGUUUUGGGCCCACCGAGAAAAAACUAUGAGGAUUUUGCCCCAGGUGAAUCCUUCAUACAUGUUAAUGAUUUUCCUACUUCCUUAGCACUAGCUCAGUUCCUCCUGGGCCUGGAUAAGGAUCAGGAGGCUUAUAUGAGAUACUUUAAUUGGCGAGGAUACUAUACUGCAAUACGUCAUCUUACCGAGGAGAAGUAUGAGUUUGCACACUCUAUCUGCCAGGCCUGUCGUCACGUUGGCAUAUUCAGGAAGUACAGAGUUGUACCUGAUCUGUACAAGUGGUUCUUACUGUAAUGCUGUUAUUGAUGUACUGCUCCUCUGAACUGAUUAAAAACACAAAUCAGAAUCUAUUCAGAGAAAUACUUGAAAUACUAAACCUUUUAAACACCGACCUAUUUUCUAGGUUUCUGCUCAAAAUAACAUACCCAAACUAAAAAGGGUGUAUCUCUACAACCACAAAGGCUAUUUGAAUAAGUUGUGUGUUAUAAUAAAGGCAAACCAUGUGUGCUUUUGUUCAGAAGUGUAAAUAUUCUUAUAUUUGUUACUCGUUAAGAGUAAAUAAAGAUGAAAGACAGCAAAAGUGUCAUUUCCAGGUUCGCCUAGAAAAAAAAGCACUUUCAGGAUGAUUAUCUUUUGGAAGGAUGCACAGCAAAGGUCAAAAGACACAGAGGUCAUAGCACAUUAUGUGACCAGUCUCUCUGCAAAGUUUGACUUUGCAAAAGUAAAGCAGAACAAAGUUAGAGAGGUUUUA